CCUGGGUCCUUCAUGUAUCAACUCACUAUCAGCCAACCAUUUCAAUUUCAACUUCUUAGACCUACCUCAUCAAUAAUUAUAUAUUGUUUGAUCAAUUUCAACUUCUAGUUCGACCUCCUCAGUAAUCAAUUAUGUUUGCUACUAUUGGCAAUGCAUCUCUACCCUCCACCACCUCUGCCUCCUCCGUGCAAGGGUCACAACUUUGUCGUCACUUCGAAAUUCGUGAAAUAUUUUCAGCAACGGAAAACUUUGACGAUACAUUAAUAAUUGGGCGUGGAGGUUUUGGUAAAGUUUAAAAAGGUAUUAUUAACAACGGAUCCACAAGUUUUUUUGCAGCCAUUAAACGAUUGGAUACCAUGUCCAAUCAAGGGGCAUCCGAGUUCUGGACUGAAGUUGAAAUGCUUUCCAAGUUACGUCACUGUCAUCUUGUGUCAUUACUUGGUUAUUGUAAUUAUGAUACAGAGAUGAUCCUCGUAUACGAAUACAUGCCCCGUGGAACACUUGAAGAUCAUCUCCACAAACUUGGUACCCCUAUUUCUUGGUGUCAGCGACUCAAGAUUUGUAUAGGUGCGGCUCGUGGGUUAGACUACCUCCAUACUGGUACGGGUAUUGAGUUUGGUAUCAUACACCGAGAUGUCAAGAGCUCCAAUAUUUUGUUAGAUGAAAGUUGGGAAGCUAAAGUUUCAGAUUUCGGGUUAUCCAAAAUAAGCCCAAGGAAUCAGCCAUCGACUUAUGUCAGCACACUUGUUAAAGGCACUUUCGGUUAUAUCGAUCCAAAUUAUUUUGCCACUGGAAAGCUCACAAGGAAAUCUGAUGUGUACGCUUUUGGGGUAAUAUUGUUGGAGGUGUUGUGUCGGAAGAAGGCAGUGGAUAACAAUCUUGAUUGGGGAAUAGCAACAUGGGCUCAAGACUCUAUGAAAGAAGGUCGUUUGAUGGGUAUAGUUGAUUCUGAUAUAAGGGGUGAAAUAUUCCCCAAAUGUUUGAAGCAGUAUGCUCAAAUAGUCGAAAGAUGUUUGGAUAACCAUCCAAAGCACCGUCCGAACAUGGCUGAGGUUGUCCUUAGUCUGGAGUAUGUACUCACCUUACAAGCAAAGAACGAUAAUGUGUUGCAAACUGCAGGCAAGACAAUAAUUGGCAGAAUUGUAGAUAAGUUUUCCUUCUCUAACAAUCGCAAAAAGGCCUGGAAUUUAGGUAUGGAUUUUGGAUCACUAAUGCCCAAGAAGCACCAUAGAGCUACGGGUUUUGGAUCUCUCAUGCCAAAAAAGAGGAAGCAACUUAUGCUAAGAGACAAAAUCUUCCUGCAAAACGGUGGCCUGUUAUUGGAAGAUAAGCUACAAAAAGCUGUUGAUUCCAUGAAAAAAUUUCGAGCUAAAGAGCUCGAAAAAGCGACUAAGAAUUUUGCGGAAGGUAUGAUUCUUGGAAGAGGUGGUUACGGUACUGUGUACAAGGGAAUACUGCCAGAUAAGCGUUUGGUAGCAAUCAAGAGAUUCAGAACAUCGGGCCAAUCACAAUUGGACCAAUUUGUAAAUGAAAUUGAAAUUCUUGGACAAAUUAAUCACAAGAACGUGGUGCAGCUUUUGGGUUGUUGUGUGGAAACUGAAGUUCCGUUGCUAGCUUAUGAAUAUGUUUCUAAUGGCACUCUUUAUGGUCACAUUCAUGAUAAUACAAGAAGCAGAGGAACAUUGUCAUGGGAUAGCCGUUUAAGGAUAGCAUAUGAAUCUGCUAGUGCACUCGCAUAUCUUCACUCAGAUACAACAACGACCAUCAUACAUAGAGAUGUGAAAUCGGCUAAUAUUUUGUUGGAUGAAAAUUACACGGCCAAGAUUACAGAUUUUGGUGCCUCAAAGUCAAUCCCAUUAGGUCAUGAUCAUGAAUUAACAGUAGUUCAAGGAACGUUGGGUCACCUGGAUCCUGAUUUUUUUCUUACAGGUAAACUAACAGAUAAGAGUGAUGUGUAUAGCUUUGGAGUGGUACUUUCAGAACUCGUGACAGGAUUACAUCCCAUUGAUUCUGAAAGAUGCCAAGAAGAAAGAAAUCUUGCAACCUAUUUUGUGCAGUUAAAGAGGGAAAACCGAUUACUUGAGUUCACCGAUCGUCAGGUUUUAGAGAAGGCAAAUGCUGAGCAGCUAGAAGCAACAUGUAACCUGGCAUGUAGAUGCCUUGACGUCCGAGGUGAGAACAGACCUAGCAUGAAAGAAGUGACCUUAGAGCUUGAAAGAAUAAGGAACUUCAACAACACAAGAUAAGCAGCUUAAGGACUCAAAGUGAACAAGUUGAUCUUAAUUAUGAUAUUCCUGUUAGUCCUAAUAACGAGACCUUUACCAUGUCGACAUAGUUAUCUUUCAUGCUUCAAGUUUAAGUGAUUAUGAAUACAUACUAAAAUUCCAUAUGUAUAUAUGGUGGGUUUAUACAUAUAAAAAUCUCAUCUCUUUUCCUUA
Helianthus annuus (common sunflower) is the source of this 2438-nucleotide messenger RNA. RefSeq names its product putative wall-associated receptor kinase-like 16. The record is from RefSeq and is a predicted model, not a curated record. Gene Ontology annotation, biological process: cell surface receptor signaling pathway; protein phosphorylation. Gene Ontology annotation, molecular function: ATP binding; protein serine/threonine kinase activity. NCBI's taxonomy places the organism in Eukaryota, Viridiplantae, Streptophyta, Magnoliopsida, Asterales, Asteraceae. Bases 357 to 2246 code for a protein of 629 amino acids. The transcript is spliced from 2 exons. Gene Ontology annotation, cellular component: plasma membrane.